AAAAGGUGCCCCAAGUGACGUUUACCACAGAUACCUGAAUUAUAAUACUGUUUGGAACUGAACAGCAACAAAAUUCCACCUUUUGGAGCAUGGAUUUCAUGGGUUCAAAUUCCAACACUGUGGUGGUGACUGGUUUUGGUCCCUUCAGACAAUACCUGGUUAAUUCUAGCUGGGAAGCAGUGAAGGAGCUGUCCAAGAGAGGCCUUGGUGAAAACAUCAAUCUCCAGAUCAUGCAGCUGCCAGUGGUUUACCAAAAAGCAAAGGAGCAAGUCUGCAAGAUAUGGACAACUCUUCAGCCACUGCUUACAGUUCACGUUGGGCUGGCUUCAUCCGCCACAGCGCUCAUCAUCCUGGAGCAGUGUGGGAAGAACAAAGGCUACCAGGAGAGGGAUGCUUGUGGUUUUCACCCAGAAGGUGCCUGCUGCGUGCUAGACGGCCCAGAAAAGAUUGAAUCUACAAUUAAUAUGAAGACUCUCUGGAAAAACAUCUCAGUGGAAGGGAUUGGUAUCACCCUUUCCAGAGACGCGGGAAGGUACAUCUGUGAUUACACCUAUUACACUUCUCUGUAUUAUGGCAAUAGAAGAGCUGCUUUCAUCCACGUCCCUCCAUUAUCUGAGUCGGUAACAGCAGAAUUUCUAGGAAAAGCAUUACAGACCAUUAUCUUAGCAAUGUUAGAACAGUGUGGGGAACAAAGAGAGAUGGAUCAUAGAGGGGGAAAAUUAUGAUUUCUUAGAAUGUAAUUCCUUACCUCUUAAAUGAAGCAGAUCUGAAGGUUAUUUAAAACCCACACACACAGGAUUUUAUAGCCCAUGUUAUUUUCAGUGAAAAUUUCCUUGCAAAACCCAACCAACCAUUUGCAUCUCUUAG
Hirundo rustica (Barn swallow) is the source of this 867-nucleotide messenger RNA. It is a transcript of the gene PGPEP1L, whose product is annotated as pyroglutamyl-peptidase I like. Gene Ontology annotation, biological process: proteolysis. The record is from RefSeq and is a predicted model, not a curated record. Bases 90 to 725 code for a protein of 211 amino acids. NCBI's taxonomy places the organism in Eukaryota, Metazoa, Chordata, Aves, Passeriformes, Hirundinidae. Gene Ontology annotation, molecular function: pyroglutamyl-peptidase activity. Gene Ontology annotation, cellular component: cytosol. The transcript is spliced from 5 exons.